This is a messenger RNA of Aspergillus tanneri, 1902 nucleotides long. RefSeq lists its product as uncharacterized. Bases 1 to 1902 code for a protein of 633 amino acids. Gene Ontology annotation, molecular function: RNA binding. Gene Ontology annotation, cellular component: 90S preribosome; nucleus. The transcript has 8 exons. Lineage: Eukaryota; Fungi; Ascomycota; Eurotiomycetes; Eurotiales; Aspergillaceae. The record is from RefSeq and is a predicted model, not a curated record.
AUGUCCGCAGACGCCACCACCCCUUCUGGGUUUUCCGCCAAGCUAGACAAAAAGCGCAAGAGGCAGGCUGACGGGCCCUCUCAGCAGAGCAAACCUGCGUCCACGGAGAAUAACGACGGGCCAAGCAAGAAGAAACAGAAGAACAUCAAGAACAAGAAUAGCAAAGAUGAUAAGGCAGGCAAGAAUGAUAGCAAUGGCAAGAAAGACAAGAAAGACAAGAAAGACAAGAAAGACAAGAAGCCGAAGCAUGAGAAACCCAAGAACGAUUCCAAAGAAACAGAGGUGAAAGGCGGAAUCGACGAAGCUAUUGGAAAGAUGGAUGGACGAUUACUAGCUGACCAUUUUGUGCAAAAAGCCAAACGACAUAACAAGGAACUUACUGCUGUUGAGUUGAGCGAUCUUAGCGUCCCGGACUCUGCAUUCCUCGAUACGUCUUCUUUUCAAGCCUCCAGGCAGCUGGAUCAACUUCCCGCGUUCCUCAAGGCUUUUAACCCCAAUAAAGGCUCGGAUCUUUCCAAGGCAUCGGAGGGAAAGGGAACACCACAUACUCUGGUAGUCUCUUCUGCUGGCCUCCGAGCAGCGGAUGUAGUACGAGCUCUCCGGACGUUCCAAACGAAAGAAUCACCCAUCGGCAAACUGUUUGCUAAGCAUAUCAAACUUGAAGAAGCGAAGCAGUUUCUCCAGCGCGCAAGAGUGGCCAUUGGAGCCGGCACACCGGCUCGGAUCUCCGAUUUGAUUGACUCUGGAUCUCUAAAAUUGGACGAAUUACAAAGUGUCGUAAUUGAUGGAUCUUACGUUGACCAAAAGCAGCGGGGAAUCUUCGAUAUGAAAGACACCCAUCUUCCUUUGUUACAGCUGCUGACGCGGCCUGAAUUUCGGGAGAGUCUGGGAUUCGAGACUUACGAAACGAUCGAUACAAUGGGAGACAAGAAGCGCAAGCUCGUUCAGAAUAGCGCCGAGGAGACGGUCGCUGUUGAGCCUGAGGGAAAGAAGGCUAAGCGGGAGGACAAGAAGAAGGAGAAGCGCAAGGCUAAGGAGGUUGUUGAUGAGAUAGAGGGGGGAAGCCAAGCUGAGGAGACGCCGAAGGAGAAGAAGGACAAGAAAGAAAAGAAGGAAAAGAAAGACAAGAAAGAAAAAAAGGAAAUGAAGGACAAGAAGGACAAGGAGGAAAAGAAAGACAAAAAGGAUAAAAAGGAGAAGAAAGAGAAGAAAGAUAAACGCGAAGAUGACGAAAUCGAGACCAUGAACAACACCUCGAAGCAAGAAAGCUUCGACGCUAUGGACGUGGAUGAGAAACCUUCCAAGGAAACCGAAAAGCCAUCACCAGAGACCGAGAAGGGCUCCAAGAAAGAUAAGAAAUCCAAGAAGGAGAAAAAAUAUAAGACAUCCGCGAUCGAAAACAAGGAGCAACAACAAGAAGCUGGUCAAUCGCAACGAACAGAGGACGAACCCACAGGGAAGCAAAAACCAAACAGGUUCAUUGUUUUCGUUGGCAACCUCCCGUACUCGGCUAAUGCAGAGUCACUGAAAACCCAUUUCGAAAAGAACCCUCCUGUCUCUGUGCGCGUGGCUACAGAGAAAGAUAAGCCUACCAAAUGUCGUGGUUUCGGCUUCGUGGAGUUCGAGCACUACGACCGCAUGAAGACCUGUCUGAAACUGUAUCACCAUUCAAUAUUCGAUGAUGGGAAAUAUCCUCCUCGAAGAAUCAACGUUGAACUAACUGCCGGUGGUGGAGGGAAGUCCGAUCACCGUAAGUCGAAAAUCGAGGCCAAAAACAAGAAGCUUGCCGAGGAGAGGCAGAAUGCCGCCCAGAAGGAAAAGGAGCGGAAAGUACAAGUUGAAGAGAACGGUGCCGAUGAUUAUGCGGGUGUGCACCCGAGUCGCAGGAACCGAAUGGCUUAG